Messenger RNA from Chaetomium globosum CBS 148.51, 8388 nucleotides. RefSeq lists its product as uncharacterized. Bases 1 to 8388 code for a protein of 2795 amino acids. The transcript has 7 exons. The record is from RefSeq and is a predicted model, not a curated record. Lineage: Eukaryota; Fungi; Ascomycota; Sordariomycetes; Sordariales; Chaetomiaceae.
AUGAGCAUCCCAGGAGAAGAUGUCGAGUUCUGUCCGACACGGGCAGACCUGCAUUGGUCCCAGGCCCAGUAUGAUCAAGUCGAGUUUGCCGAUUUUAAUCAGGUGCAGGUAGCCAAGUAUGGGGAUGUCAAGUUCUUCCAGCCGACCGACUCGGAGGAUGAAAAUGCGAAUGGGGUCAAUGGCAAGGAUACUUUAGGUGACCAGGCGGGCGAGGCCGGUCCCGCCCCCCCCGCACAAGAAGUAGAGGCGCUGGUAGAGGAAGCUGCACCUACCAUGAGUGCUGCGGCAAAGAAGAAGAACAAGAAGGCAAAAAAGAAGGCAGCCAAAGCAGCAGAGAAGGCCGCUGAGCCAGAACCCGCCCCGGCACCGCCAGCCGAACCCGAGCCAGUGCCUGAAGCCGAACCCGUGCCUGAGCCUGAACCCCAGGUCAAAGAGGAGCCCGAAGAAGUCGCAUCAGCGGGCAAAAAGAAGAAGAAGGGUAAGAAGGCCAAAGACAAAAAAGAGAUUAAGGCACAGAAGUCAUCUUCCAACGAGGAGAAGGCUAGCGAGCCGGAGCUAGCGGCCCGGGGUGUUGAUGAUCAGAAAGAGGAGGCGGCCAGCGAGUCUACCACCAAAUUGCCCGUCACCGAGGUCCAAGGCGGUGAAACCAAGGCGGAAGAGGUUGCGGCUGUAAUUAUGGCAGAAGCCGCGUCUGAGCUAGAAGUGGCGGCCAAGGCUACGGUCGCCCCUACCGCUGACGCGCCUUCGGCGGAGGCAGCAAUCGAAGAGUCUGCAGAAGCCGCCCUUCAAGCCCAGUCUACCCCAUCCGCCGAACAACAGAAUACCACAACCUCUCCCGACGAGGCCACGCCGGUGGAGGGACAGCCAGAGCCGACCAUUACUGAGGCUGAGGUUUCACCUGCGGAAGGGCCAGUCGUGGAGACAAAUGACGAGUCAGCUCCCGAAGCGGCCGCUGUUGAAACUGCGCAUGUUGCCGCCGCAACCGACAAGCUCACGGAAGACACCGGAGCUCCAGAUGCCGAAUCGGCGGGGGCUCAGAAGCCUUUAGAGGCAGAUGAACCUACCCCCGAGCCCAAGAGUGAGGCUGAACCUGAGUCUGAAGCUGAGGCGCUGCAAGAAAAUUCUCAGAAAAACCCGGCUGCUGAGCCGGAAGUGGCCAAGACUGAGGAAGCCACCGGAGGCGACGAGAAGGAACAGGAGGCGCGAUCCACUGCCCCUGAACCAACCGUCGAGGAGACUCUAGUUGCCGAGGUGGAAACUGUUGAUUCCGCCAGGAGCGAACAGCCUGCCGGGACCGAGUCGGAGCCGGUUGCCGAGGCUGGGAAUGAACCCGCCGAAUCCAAGAGGGAGCCUUCUUCUGAGGCGGAUGAGGAUGAACUCGCCGCUGACGUCAAGGAGACGCUAGCCCCUGAACUUGUUGCAGAAGCCCAAGAGGAGCCUACUCCCGAAGCGGUAGAGUCACUCAGCCCUGAUGCUGAAACUGCGGUGAACCAAGCACCGGCGUCUGAGUCUACGCAAGACACCGACUCAAAAGACAACUCUGAGUCCGUCACUGAGAUUGAGGAAAAGUUGGCCGCUGAACCUGAAUUCGCUGAGGAUUCGAAGGAUGAACCUGCCGCUGCUAUUGUAACCAGCGAUAAUGCGGCUGAGGAUGCCCCCGCUCCAGAAGAGGCGGCCGAGGCUGAUGAGAAGCCUACUGAGGAGGCUACAGAAGCCACUUCUGUCGAGGAAACGGUGAAAGAGGAGCCGGCUGGUGAGAACAGGCCCGUGUUUGGGGCCAUUUCGGCUGAAAAGUCAAGUGAGCCUGAACCGGAGACCAAGGACGAGGCUUCGGCUGAAACAGAAACCGUCGAGCCUGCCAUUGAAGCCAAGACCGAGACCGCCUCCGACCCUGAUACGUCCGUGGACAUAACCGUGGAGGAUAUUCCGACUGAGAAGGUUGAUGAGCUGAAGGCCGGCGAUACAACAAAGGUCCUAGCCCCCGAAUCCGCUGUUGUGGAGGUCAGUGCUGUGGCUGACCCUGCACCUGCUGGGGAAGCUAAGAGCGAGCCCGAGGCCCCGGUCUCCGCAGCUCGUGAUACCAAGGUGGAAGGUAUUGCUGAGACGGAAAAGCCAGAGGCCGAUGAGGAACUUGCGGAGAAACCCGGUGACAGGGUUGAAGAAGAGGGCGAUCAGGAGAUACGUUCCGUUGCUGAAGCUCCCACCGAGUCUAAGGCUGAAAGCGACACCGCCGAAAAGCCGGCUGAAACCGACUCCGCUCAAGCUGAUUCAGCCGAGGCUGCCAAGCCGGAUGUUGAGGUCGAGGCCACUCCCGCUACCGGAGAAGAAACAGCCAACUCCGAAGAGGACGACAACGGCAACGAGAUUCAACUUAAGGGGUCCGCUCCUGAUGCAGAGGAGUCAAAGGAAAAAAUCACGGCUGAGGCCCCUACUGCGACAGCUAUCCAAGAGGGAGAGUCUACCCCAGCUCCCGAAGAAACCCCAGCUCUCGAAGAAACCCCAGCUCUCGAAGAAACCAACACUGCCACAAAAGCGGUAGUACUGACCGAGGAGGUCAAGUCUGCCCCUAUCGAGGAGUCCCAAAUUUCCGCUGCCGAAGAUGCGGACGCUGAGGCCACUGACGAGGCAAAGCGUUUGUCUGCAGAGGAAAUCAAAAUCGAGACUAGGAAUGAGAGCAAAGUCGAACCCACGGAGCAGGAGACUGGGACUGAGACUGCUGAAACCGCUGAAUCCGAUGCUGUUAAGGAGGUUGGCCCUGGCCCUGUCGACGAAACCAAGCUCGAGUCCGAGGAAGCUAAGGUUGCGGUUCAAGAGGAUGUCGAGGCUGAAAUAGCAGAGGCAACCAUCCCUAAGCCUGCGGGAGGUGUUGACGCCGAAAUCAAAGAUAGACCUGUCACAGAAACCAAGGCGGAGCACGCCGAAGAGGCCAAGGUUGAACCUGAGAGAGAGACCGAGGCUGAGCCUGAGGAAGCUGGGGCUGAGCUUUCAGAGGAAGCCAAGACCGACGCCGCUGAAGAAACCACGAGGGCUGAGUUCACCGGAGAUACCGAGCUUGAGACUGAGGAAGUCAGGGCUGAACCUGCCGUGGAAGCCGCCGAAGAGGUGAAAGUUGAAUCCCCCGAGGCCAACGUUGAGCCUAUCGAGGGGGCCGAAACUCAACCCGUCGAGGAGGUCGAAGCUCAACCCGUCGAGGAGGUCGAAACUCAGCCCGUCGAGGAGGUCGAAGCUCAACCCGUCGAGGAGGUCGAAACUCAGCCCGUCGAGGAGAUCAAGGGUGGGCCUGAGGCUACCGACGAAGACACCGUGUCUCCCACGUUGGAAACCACCGAAGCCACAAAGGCUGAACCGGCUCAAGAAUUCCAGCUUAGACCGCCCGCAGUGGCUAAAGUGGAACCUGUCGAGGUCUCCGAGGCAGCGCCUGCUGAGGAGAUUUCUGCUGAGCCUACUGCGGAAGCACGGGCGGCACCCACGGAAGAGCCGACGCUGGUCAAGGAGGUCAAGGUUGAACUCGCGGAGGAAACCAAGCCUGAACCUGCGGAGACGGCGAAGCCUGAGCCUGUUUUGGCGGCCAAGUCCGAAGAACUCAAUGAGGAUCUCCGGUUAGAGGCAGCAACGCAACCUAAUGAAGUGGCAGCUGAGCCCAGGGUAGAAAAGACAGCAGCCAUCGAGGAAGUUUCCCCGACACGCGAGGAGAAACCAACCGACAAGGUAUCUGAGCUAGUUUCCGACGAGGCGAAGACCGAACAGUCCGAAUCCGCCUCUCUAGUUCAGGAGUUGGCGGAGGAGAGGCCACAAGAAGUCAAGGUAGAAGACGACGAGAGCAAGGACACGGUUGGGCCAAUCCCUCGCGAACAUGAGGCAGCUGAGAAAGCGGCUACAGGUGAGGCACACCCUACAUUGCUUGAUACCCCCGAUGGCAGUGGAAUGGCAGGACAGGCGGCGGCAGAGUGCAUUUCGCAACCAACCGACACGGACUCGGACUUGCGACUUCCGGAUACCCAUGAUACCCAGGACAAGAGUUUGAUGACUUCAACUGUUAAUGAUGAUACCCCCGAUACCCCCGAACAACUUAAUGCCGGCAAUAUGGCUGGAGAAAAUGAGCAUGGCACGGAGACGAAAAUGCUCUGUUCCGACGCUGGCGGGGGGCAGGCCCAGACCCCAGAAGGUUCAGGUUUGGAAGGCACAGCACCCAGCGAGCAAGCUGUUUCUGCCGCAACCGUGACGGCAGAGCCCCCGCUGAACCACGUGGCGAAGACUGAGGGCCAAGUCACUACCGCGAGGGAUGCCGACGAGGUUGAUUUGCCAGUUCAAGAUCAGGCUCAACCAGUCCUUGGGAUCACAGUUACAGCAUCACACCAGGAGACUGAACAAGUCAAACCUGACGAGGAAACUCGAUUUUCUGAGGCGGGCAUCACCGAGGUGACUCCUGUUUCAACAAUUGAAGAUGCAGCACCUAUUCUGGGAGUGGGCACCGCUGCCCCAGAGGGAGUUGGGGCCGAACAACAAGCACAAACUAUCAUUCCAACGCGGUCUUCUUCUAGGGCGGCUGAGGUGAAACCACAGCCCGUUCUCACCUUGGCUGAAGAGCCCGAAGUUGAGCAAGCCAGAGAGGUACCGCAAGCCAAACAACCUGCUGCCGCUAGCGAAGAAAUCAUUGCCCUCGAAACCACGGACGACGUACUUGACAGCGACAAAGCUGAAGGCCAUGAAUCAGCGGGAGCGACUCGGGUUAACCAAGUUGAGGACUCUGCUCAGGAACAGCCUUUGCCCUUACAUGAAGAAACCAGGGAGGAUGCACAAGUCUCCGCUGAGACCUCGGUCGUUGAGCAGAAAAUUGCGCCCGAAGCGGCUUCAAUCGAUGAGUUGGCUGCUGCUACGGAACCCGAACCAACCUUCGAAGACAAAGCUACGGUCCUUGAGCCUGAAGUAGACCAACGGGAGAUCUCGAUGGCUAGGCCCGUUCUGACCGCGUUGCCUGAACUGGACGACGAACUGGCCGGGCCGGUUCCCGAUAUCCCAGCUGCAGAAAGCUCCGAAACCAAAGAGGCCGAAGCCGAAUCGACUCAAAUACAGGAAGAAACCCUUUCCCAAGAAACGCCCGAGUCUCCGAAGAGUCCCCGCGCCAAGGAUACGGAGCCUGCUACCAGACCUGGCCCCCCGGUUGAUGAGUCUCCUAGCGCCGACGCGCCUGCUGUGGUUGAUGAGCGUACCACGAAUGAGGAGCCUGCCGCGGCUGGAGGUAUUUCCAACGCCGAGGAAAUUACUGCAAGGGAAUUAGUCCAGGCCGAGUCUGCUGACGUUGAGGCAUCCGUCGAUGUUGCAGUCACUUCAGUCGAGCAACCUGCGCUGCCAAUCAACAAAGGGCCUGCCGCCUCCGCUGAGUCUUACCGCUCUGAGAAAUCUAAUCUUACAGAAGAGCUAGGCGACGACGGCCUUGAGGCAAUCUCUCAGGUUCCAUUCAGCAAGACUGCCACUGAAGCCGCUGCCGAAACGCAGGUGACCGAGCCGGAUGUCGAUAUUAUGCAGGGUAAGGCUCGUGAACUAGAGUCGGGGCCGGAGCCUCAUGAAACGCAAAAGGCUCAGGCCCUAGGCCAUGUUUCCGCAUUUGCCGCGGAGAAGGACGCUUCUGAGACGGCUUCAGAGGAGUAUGUCCUAGUCGACACUGUGACGAUUCCCCAGAACACCGAGCCGGUUGAGGCCGCCGUUGAAGAAUUGCCCGUUACCGAGCAGUCUCCUACGCUACUUCAGGACGCCGUCAAUUCCGGGCCAUUGGAACCCCAGAAUGGCUCACUUGUCAACGAUCCUGUGGUCGACGAGCCUGUUGUGACCAGUGAAAGUUUCCAGCUUGUUGAGGAGCCAGUCCUCCUUAGCCAGUCCAUUGCAUCACUCCAGGAAGUCUCUGGCCCCGAGCAGCCGUCAUUACAAGAUAAAGCCCUUGCCGCCACCGUUGGUGAUGAAUCUAUUGUCAUGCUGAGCGCCAAAGACGCCCAGCUAGUUGACGACUCGGCGGUUUUGGUAACGAGAGCGGAACUUGAAACCACAGAGCCAGCUGUUCCAAUCGGUGAGGACUCAACCACCCCGAUUUUAGCGACUUCGCUAGCCAUUGGCGGUCUUACAGCCGUUGCAGCGGCCAAGUCAGCUGAUGCAACAGAGCCAUCGGCUCUAGCCACCGACUUAGCUUCGGAGGCUGUCCAGAAGGCCAUCGCUGCCCCGGUGCCGCCUGCCACCGAGAAAACCCUGGGCCGAAUUUCCGUGGCCGACUACGCAGUCACCCACGACGCCUCCUCGGCAGGGUUUUCGGACACGAGAAAGAUUAGCAAAGAGAGUCCUGUUCUCGGGCGCACAGUCUAUCAUGAAGGCCCUGAUUACGACCCUAGAGAUACGGAUUUCUCUUUGCAAACAGAGACAACGUACCCAUUGCCAACAGAUACGACGUUCACUUUGCCCACCGACACAUCGUUCUCCUUACCUAACGCCACAAGGGAAGUGCUUCCCGAAAAAACAAGUGGUGCAGAUACCGGUAACUCCCACUCAAGAGAGGUUGCAAUUGGUGCGGGCGUAGCUGGCGCUGCUGGGGCCGCGACUGCUUUGGUUGCACACAACUUCAUUGACAAACCCCAUCUCGCGCCAACAAUCACGCGCCUUGAGGAGUUUGCGGCUGACCUUGACGGCGUGACGGCGUUUGAGGCCAACCCUGCCCAGGGCGUUUCCGAAGAGAGAUCUGAACUGGAGAGGUCGCUAUCGCGUGAACAGUGCAAGACGACGGAGUCUUCUCAGGUUGUUGUGGAGAAAUCUGCCCCGCUCUCCGAAUCGUUCCAUGUCGUGGAUCAAGACACGCCAACACGAGAAGAAAAGGCGAAGAAUGAGGAAAAGAAGGGAGCUUCUUCUGAGGAUGGUGAGGAAUCUGCCAAGCGGAGUGCCGCUGUUGUUGGUAUCGGGGAAGCGAAGACUGACGAAGGCUAUCUGGUUUCCCCAAGGCCGAGAACCGAUGGAACAGGACCCGCCCAAGAAGACAACAUUAUGGACUUCCGCGUACCCACACCUGCUCUCAUUUGCCCUGACUUCGACGAUCCUGUGGCUAGGCAACUGAGCCGAAUGCGCAGCCUACGCCGACAACGGAGAAACACCAUCAAACAAGCCGAGGAGAUGGUGGCGGCUGCCGUCGUCAUUUACGCCACGGCCGAGGUUCUUAGUCCCCCAGGGAGUCCGAGACUCGCCAGUCCAGGAACCGAUGCCCUUGGUUCGCCCGAAAUGCAUUCUGCCCGUGAAGGGGAAAAGGAAAGGAGGUCGAGGUGCCCAUCAUGUCUCUCCAGGGACUCCGCCAUGCCCACGACAAAGAGAAGACUAGAGAACCCCCUGAAGGGCCGAGGAUUUCCAAGGGUCGCUCACGGCUCCAGACGCCAUAGCCACCACUCUUCGCGCUAUCGACCACACCGCGACAGUCGGGAUGGAAGCAAGGAUGGAUCCAGACGUUCCCACCGUUCGCGGUCAGAUAGCCAUACGUCUGUUCGUUCGCGCGGCGACGAUGAGCCUCCGCGCACGCCGACUCGUGAGGACCCCGGCUUAGGAGAGCACAAAAACAGCCCUCAUUCCCGGAGACAUAGGACCCCUGAGGAACAAGCAGCUCACGACAGGCGGAAGGAGGAACGGCGGCGUGCCCGGGACCUUGAGAAGGCCAGGGACAAUGCGCCCGACUCCCCAGCCAAGACAGACAAGGACAGGGACCGGUCCGCCCCUCGCGACCGCUCGGAGCGAUCCUCUGAACACCGUCACUCCCAUCACCGCGAAUCUCGUCGCCACAGCCAAAGCCGCCACAGCAUCGAUCCCAAGGCGGACGUAGUUGUCCCACCUUCGCCGGCAGCGAGCAAGAAGUUCUUCGACAUGAAAAACGGUGAGAGCGUGCUCGAGUCCAACUUUGGCGGGCCUCGUGACACCUCGGCCUUGGCCGCUGCCCCGCCGCCGACAUCGUCAUCCUCCAGGACAGCUGUUGUGCCUGAGCUCAGGCGCUCUAGCACGACGCGCGGCAGCACUACGAAGAUGCGCAGAUCUGAGGAUCGCAGCAGCUCCUUGCGUAAGGUCGCCCGGGAUGACGAAGAAGCUGUGCCCAAAUCAAGUCGGGAACAUAGGGAUAGGGACAAAGAAUUCGAAAGAGCGAGGCCGACGACGGCGGAGCAGAAGGUCAAGGUACCGGCUGCGCCGGUUGGUGUCAGCGCUAGCAAUGCUGAUGAUGUGACCGGACUGUCAUCUUCCGCAAGUGGGGGCGAUCCGGAGUCGCAAGCCCAUCGGGCUAAGAGACAGGAGAAGCGCGAGCGGGAGCGGGAGAGGGAAGGGAAGGAGAAGAGCGGGAUUAGGGCUGCUAUCAAGCGGUUCUUCACGAGCAGUACGUGA